AUGCACGUCAGUGGGUGGCAGAUAGUGGAACGAUCUUCAGAUAUGGAGGUUCUCUACGAUAUCAGCAGAGAAACCUCUCAAAUAAGCAGUGUGGACAACAUGACGGCAUUACUAACAGGAUGUGGUGGAGCAGCACAUGCCACUGCUGCCCCUAUAAAAUACCACCAACGUCCAAAGACACACCGACCAGAAGUGUUUGCUUUCAGGUACCAGGAGAAAAUGCCAUCUAAGUACUUUCAAGAACGCAACAAACGGAAGUUCUCGGAUUCCCUUAACAGCCAGCGCUGGAGAUUCUUGAAAAGCGGCCUGGAUGAUUUCAGAAGCGGCUUCCCUCCACCAUCUGACAACAUCAUCAUCUGUGGCACAAAGGGGCCUGUACCGAUUGUUCUGCGUAAUCACGCAUCUGAUGCUUCACGCAUGGCCCAGCAGAAAGGAAGUAAAAAGUGCACCAAAACCCAAGUCAGCCCUUCCAAGCUCAGUCCAUUGCAGAAAGCCAGGCGGGAUCACAUUGCACAAACAGAACACUGCCUGAGCCAGCACCCCCUAGCACUCUACCCUCAUCUGGAAGAAAGCAUCCCUCCAGAGCUUUUCGAAGAGGUUGUGGGCAUCCUGGAUCCUGAGAUGCGCUUGAAUAGCGAAGGUGGAUACGAGGAUUGUGACCGGGACAGCCACACCCCUCAGCAAGUGCAGUAUCAGCUGGAGGAUGGGAAAAGUAAAGAAGCAUGUCCCAGGUCAUCAGCCCUCAGCAAGGACUCCAAAGGCAAGAAUCCACAGUACACCUACCUGUCCAAGAAAGAGGUAGCAGCAAGGGAAAAGGAGGCCAGUCUGAGCUACGUUCCUCCCCUGGAUGAGAACGUAAGGCGAGUGACUAAGGAGUUUUGUGACUGGGUGGCUUCUUUGGGAGGAGAAAAAUACAAAGUGGAUGAAGCCACCAUUCUGAGCUUGUUUGACACUGGAUAUGAAACCAAACUGGUGCUGUCUGUGCCCAUCCAUGUUGUGGAAUUAAGCAAUGUGCCAGCAGAGCUGAGAAAGUAUCUGGGUGUUUCACCUCCACCAACUGCUGUCAAGAGUUCCUCUAAGGAUCCAUCCCAACCAAAAUGGGAGAAGAUCAGGUAUGGAGCCUGGUACCUUGAACCAAAAACAUGGAGAAAACAAAGAGCAAAUGAACCUUUAGAGGAUCCAAACACAGCAGUGGAUACCGUUCAGAAUUUAAGGAACCAGUUUAGUGAAAAGGAGGCAGAGCUCCUGCAGCUCCACGGAACACACGCGUUUAAGGAAUUCCUCGAAAGGAAGGGCUACCGGAAGCCUGAGUUCCUCUUGCAGAUGCUGGCUGCAAGGGAUGCCAAUGGAGCACAAGAGCAGACUUCAAAGGGCUACAAGAAAGAGUCUCUGAAGAGACCCAAGGGGCUCAGAGAAGGAUCUUCCUCCACAAUUGUUAAUUAA
This is a messenger RNA of Terrapene triunguis (Three-toed box turtle), 1443 nucleotides long. Its product is annotated as protein FAM47E-like. The coding region runs from base 1 to 1443 and encodes 480 amino acids. The transcript is spliced from 9 exons. The record is from RefSeq and is a predicted model, not a curated record. NCBI's taxonomy places the organism in Eukaryota, Metazoa, Chordata, Testudines, Emydidae.